Mercenaria mercenaria is the source of this 2507-nucleotide messenger RNA. RefSeq lists its product as uncharacterized. Lineage: Eukaryota; Metazoa; Mollusca; Bivalvia; Venerida; Veneridae. The record is from RefSeq and is a predicted model, not a curated record. Bases 851 to 1990 code for a protein of 379 amino acids. The transcript has 7 exons.
UUGUAGAAUCGUCCAGUGACUUUAUGACCAGAUGGACAAGGCACUUGAACGACUGGCCCACUAGCAUUGAAGAAAAUUGCGUACAACAUCGUUUUCGAACUAAUGGUUCUCUUGGCAAUAGAGGGGCAUUUUUGAUCUUUUCGCUUUCAUUGCUUAUUAUCAGCCCUUCUCUGUUGCUCAAAUAUGUGCACACAGGUUUCGUCACCUGUUUGCAAGUUAGAAAUAACCCGACUAUCAAAGCCUUUGUAUGUUUUCGAAAGUUCCCGCGCACAUUUAAGGCGUUGUUUCUUUUGCUCCUCAGUGAGCAAAUGAGGUACCCACCUAGCGCAAACCUUUCUCAUGUCCAAACGCUUGUUCGGCAUUGUUUGUACACUGCCUUCUGAUAUGCAAGUACAACUGGUUGUAUUUUUCACCAACAAGCGCGCAUCCUGUUCGCCCAUAGCGUUUAUUGCAGCGAUGUUUGCCUUUGUAACAGAAGUCUAAGGCCUACCAGAAUGGGCACCAUCUUCGACAGAUAAUUUCCCUGCUUUUAAAGCUCUAACUCACCUAAAAACUGUGUGCAUUGAAAUGGCCUGAGGUCCAUAUAUAAGGACCCUUCUAUGAAAACAUUGAUCUUAAAGCAAUUCCUAAAGCGUCAUGCGUAUGGUUUCUAGUUCAGUGAUUUUUUUUUAAGAUAAGAUUUUAAAAUGUCCUUGGAGUAUUUCAAUUUUACUGGCAUCGGAAGUAUUGUAACUGUCAGAAGUACACGUUGCAACAUUUCAUUUGUUUAUUUCAUUACUUUAUUUUCGGGUUAGGCGUGAAAACUUUUAAUUUUUUAUUUACUUUUCAGUGAAGGCAAACAACUUCGAAAAUGAGAAAUUACUUUUGUAUUUUCAUUGUUUCUAUAGCGUUACAGCUAAUUUAUGCCCAGCAGUUGCAGAAAGUUCCAAGUAAACUGUCAGCACUUGCUGCUUUACUACAUCGUGACCAAGACAUUCAGACCGAAAUUAACAGACUUGCACGUGAUGGCCAGCAGGUUGCGAAUUCGUUCAAACGCAUGCUAGAAGCUGAUGGAAGUAAAAUACUCACGGAGAAAAAUCGACUUGUAAAGACGAGUAAUCCAACAGAGGUGAAAGUAGACGCUUUAAGAAAUACAUUAAAAGCAGCGAGAGAUUCUCUGAAAUCGGAACAUAGAGAUAUAAUAACACUAGAAAAUGACAUUCACAAAAGCAUAGAAACUUGCAAUGGUAGAAAGAAACACCAUGAUACGGAAAGGUUGGCUACAAAUCAAAAACUAGAAACAAUCCCAAAGGAAAUUGCGAUCUUAAAUGAACAGAUAAAGGCACAUGAUGACAGCAUAGGCGCGCUUGAUAAAAGCGCACGGGAUCUAGAUAAUCGAGCUGAAAAUCUAAGAUGGGCAGCAAGGCAGAAGACAGAGAAUAGAAUAAUAGGUGGUGUAUUUGGUGGUGUAAUUGGAGGAAUUGUAGGCUUUGCUCUGGCACCAUUUACAGGUUGGACAAGUUUAGCAAUCGCUACAGCUGCUGCUGGAUUUGGUGUUGGAGUAAAUCUAGAUGACGCUGAUGAUUGUAAUAGAAAUGCCCGACGUCUCAGAGAUGACGCGGCGUCUGAGCGGCGACAAGCACAAACCCUAAGAUCAGAACGAGGCACACUGGAGGUAGAGAAACGGACCUUACAAUCUGAGAUUAGUGCACUUCAUACAAGUUCAGGUGAACUACAACAGGCAGCUGACGGUGUGCACGAUGUAAGCAGAAGCCUUCGUUCAUCCGUCGACGAUAUCGUUGAUUUACUGCGAGCUAUUGGGGACAUGGAUACAGCGAUGAAAGAGGCAGAACUACAAAGCGACUUCUUUGUCAUAAUACAGAACGCGUUUGCUCGUAAUCCUGAAACUUUAGGAGCUACGUCACAGCCCUAUCUUGAUAAACUUAAGGAGAAGUGGAUACGACUGGAGAAAAUACUUGUGCAUCAUGGGGCCAAAGCCAGUCUGACAUAGAUGAGUGGAAUAUGCAUUUAUGUUAUUCAAUGUAAAAACACGAACAGGUCUCAGUGUGUAAGGUGGAAAAUAUAUCUUGUUUUUCGGUGUACUCUUUAAUAUGCUAUCGUUUUGUAAGAUGGAUAAGUCGUCCGGGAAUGCUCCCAGUGUAACGACGUUACUGUAAAUAUUACACUUUUGUUGUCUGUUGUAGGACAUUAGUGUGUUAAGAUGAGAAACAACUGAUUUUAUGAAGGCUACAUUCAUCGCAUAAAUGCCUUAUUUUUUGUAUUAUUUGACUUAUUUUCAAGUGUAUAAUUAUUGUUCAUUUAAAUUGUAUUAUGGUUAAAUUUUGUUUAAUAUAUGGUUCAUCUUAUACAUGUUACCAGGAAUGUUACCAGUCAUAAUUUAAUAUGUAUGGAAUAUAACUUACAAACUUCGUCAGAUGAAAUUGAAAAAAAUAUUUCAAUUCAUAUGAGAGCCAUAUUCUUUGUUUCUGAUGUUACAUUAUAGGGUUAGUAUAUAUAUCAUAACAUAA